AUGAGCAGUAAUAAACGAAAACGCAAAUCCGGCUCUGCGGAGACUCUGGUAACGCUUACUUCGCGGAAGCCUCAAUGGGCGUAUCUCCACCUUGAAUUAGUCUCUGCUUCCGAUUCAAUUGCUAAGGCGUCAUCUACAUCAAUGGCACCAGACCCCCUCACAGCCAAAACCUAUCUGACCGCGGCCCUCUCUCAGUAUCUUGGAUUAUCCGGUACCGCUAUACCCGUUGAUAUUUUGAAGCUAGGUAGCAGACUGGGCCAACCGGAUGGCAAAUCUGUCUGGAUUCGGGUCCCGUACGAAGAUGCUGCUGCAGUCACUGCGGCGAUGAGUUCUUGGAUUGGUGCUGAUUCCGGAUCUGGAUCAUCAAACGUAGCAUGGAGAGUUGUCUCGAGGCGUUCUCAUCUCGGUGCGCUUAUUGGAGGUAGUGGGAAGGAGCUCUUCAUUCCCUGA
This is a messenger RNA of Trichophyton rubrum CBS 118892, 450 nucleotides long. RefSeq lists its product as uncharacterized. Gene Ontology annotation, biological process: tRNA processing; nuclear-transcribed mRNA catabolic process, RNase MRP-dependent; intronic box C/D snoRNA processing. The transcript is spliced from 2 exons. Gene Ontology annotation, cellular component: ribonuclease MRP complex; nucleolar ribonuclease P complex. The record is from RefSeq and is a predicted model, not a curated record. Bases 1 to 450 code for a protein of 149 amino acids. NCBI's taxonomy places the organism in Eukaryota, Fungi, Ascomycota, Eurotiomycetes, Onygenales, Arthrodermataceae. Gene Ontology annotation, molecular function: ribonuclease MRP activity.